Messenger RNA from Mangifera indica (mango), 1092 nucleotides. Its product is annotated as cytochrome P450 71D11-like. The record is from RefSeq and is a predicted model, not a curated record. Gene Ontology annotation, molecular function: heme binding; oxidoreductase activity, acting on paired donors, with incorporation or reduction of molecular oxygen; monooxygenase activity. NCBI's taxonomy places the organism in Eukaryota, Viridiplantae, Streptophyta, Magnoliopsida, Sapindales, Anacardiaceae. The transcript has 5 exons. The coding region runs from base 1 to 1092 and encodes 363 amino acids.
AUGAACGAACUGCUCACUGGUUCGGUAGUGAUUGCCGGAGAUGGUGACGACGGAAUUUCGCUUGAGAGUGGCAAGGCGGCUCAAGCAAUGGCUCACAUUUACCAUUGCUUGAGCCGCCUUGCCACUCUCAAGUGGAAUUUCCUAGUCAUGAUCUCCAGCAACUGCUGCCGAACUGGUGUGCAGUUCAUUCAUAGCGUGUUGAGCUUGGCCCGUGGACUGCUUCGACUAGACGUCCUCUCCAGUGACAUUGUUGCUGCCUCCGCUUUUAACAGAGAGGAAGAGGUGUCUGCUCUUAUUCAUUGGCUUGCUUCAAAUGCGGGACCGCCAAUCAACCUUACAGAGAAAAUUUUCACACUGAUUUAUGGAAUCACUUCCAGGGCAGCAUUUGGCAGCAAAUCCAAAGAUCAAGAACUAUUCAUAUCAGUGAUGGAAGACACAGUAAAAGUGACGGCGGGUUUUAGUAUUGCAGAUCUGUUUCCUUCCAUUGGAUUUCUCCAACGGAUCACUGGGUUCAAGUUUCUUGUACAGAAGCUGCAUCAAGAAGCUGACAGAAUAGUUGAAAAAAUUUUAAAUGACCACAAGGUGAGGAAUGACAAGAGUGGGGAAGCUGAAGAUGAUCUGGUUGAUGUUCUUUUGAAAGUUCAAGAGCAUGGUGAUCUUGAAUUUCCCUUACCUAUCGACAACAUAAAAGCUGUGGUCUCGGACAUCUUUUGUGCUGGUGGGGACAAUGUGCAAGAUGAUGAAAAAUACAAGAGUGCUACAACAAGGCACAACCUGAGAGAUCCAGAAUAUUGGAAUGAACCUCAAAUUUUCAAUCCAGAGAGGUUCCUUAAUCAUUCACUAUACUACAAGGGGACCGGUUUCGAGUACAUUCCAUUUGGUGCCGGUAGGAGAAUAUGCCCUGGAAUUUCAUUUGGUCUGGCCAAUGUUGAGCUUCCUCUGGCAAUGUUUCUGUACCAUUUUGAUUGGAAACUUUCCAGUGGGAUGAAGAAUGCAGAUUUAGACAUGGCAGAGGCUUUUGGUAUAACUGUGGGAAGAAAAGAAAAGCUGCACAUUAUUCCCAUUCCUUAUCAUCCUCCAGCUUCUUCAUAA